Messenger RNA from Mauremys mutica (yellowpond turtle), 3197 nucleotides. RefSeq names its product PAS domain containing repressor 1 (gene PASD1). Gene Ontology annotation, molecular function: RNA polymerase II cis-regulatory region sequence-specific DNA binding; DNA-binding transcription factor activity, RNA polymerase II-specific; protein dimerization activity. The transcript has 21 exons. Gene Ontology annotation, cellular component: cytoplasm; CLOCK-BMAL transcription complex; nucleus. The coding region runs from base 76 to 2808 and encodes 910 amino acids. The record is from RefSeq and is a predicted model, not a curated record. NCBI's taxonomy places the organism in Eukaryota, Metazoa, Chordata, Testudines, Geoemydidae. Gene Ontology annotation, biological process: circadian regulation of gene expression; regulation of transcription by RNA polymerase II.
GCCGGAGAGCCAGGGAGAUGCUGUGGCCAGACAUUCAUCCCUUCCCUAGAUGCGUGUCACAGGAGUUUUUGCAGGAUGGAGGGAAUUAGCUCAGCCUGGCUGCCGGAUUCCUGCUACCUUAGUCCCUUCGCUCUGCUCCUCAAGCAUCUCCAAGGCACCCCCAGAAAAGAAUUCCCUUCCAAUCAGGACUUUUCUGAGCACCAAACCAGGUUUUCAACUCCUGCUUCAGCGUGGAACCUUCCAUCAGCCCACAGUUCGCUUUCCAAUAUAACCCUGUGUUGUGUAAACGAGCUGAUGGAUGAAGAUGAGAAGGACAGGGCAAAGAGGGCAUCACGCAACAAAUCUGAAAAGAAAAGGCGAGACCAGUUCAAUGUCCUCAUCAAAGAGCUCUGCACGAUGCUGCAGGGUCAUGGCCACCCUCUCAAGAUGGACAAGUCCACAAUAUUGCAGAGGACCAUUGACUUCUUACAGAAACAGAAAGAAAUCACAGCGCAGACCGAGGCCUGUGAGAUUAGACAAGACUGGAAGCCUUCGUUUCUUAGCAAUGAGGAGUUCACCCAGUUGAUGUUAGAGGCAUUAGAUGGAUUCCUCAUUGCACUUACCACUGACGGGAUUAUUAUUUAUGUAUCUGAUAGUGUCUCCUCUCUUCUUGGACAUUUACCGUCAGAUUUGGUGGACCAAAAUAUAUUAAACUUUCUGCCUGAGCGGGAACAGAGUGAAGUGUACAAGCUCCUUUCUCCACAUGUGCUCAUGACAGAUCCUGUCGCAGCUGAUUUUCUAAACACUGAAAAGCAAAUAGAGUUUUGCUGCCAUUUAGCAAGAGGAAGCUUAGAUCCAAAUGAGCCCCUAACAUAUGAAUAUGUGAAAUUUGUAGUGGAUUUUAAAUAUUUUACUCAUGUGCCUACACCCUCCUGCAAUGGCUUUGAAUCAGCUAUUGCAAGAGCAUUCAGGUCAGCCACAGAAGAACAGAUUUGCCUAGUAGCAACUGUUCGUCUUGUUACGCCGCAGUUUUUAAAGGAGCUGUGCAACAUUGAAGAGCCAUGUGAAGAAUUCACAUCGAGACACAGUUUGGAGUGGAAGUUUUUAUUCUUGGACCACAGGGCCCCACCUAUUAUAGGUUAUUUACCCUUUGAGGUUCUGGGAACGUCAGGUUAUGAUUAUUACCACGCUGAUGACCUGGAGCUUCUCGCUAGGUGCCAUGAACACUUGAUGCAAUUUGGAAAAGGAAAGUCCUGUUACUACAGAUUCUUGACCAAAGGCCAGCAAUGGAUAUGGUUGCAAACGCACUAUUACAUCACGUACCACCAGUGGAACUCCAAACCUGAGUUCAUUGUUUGUACACACCUUGUAGUUAGUUAUGCAGAGGUUCGAGCUGAAAGAAGGAGAGAUCUUGGCCUUGAGGAGUCAUCAAUCGAACUGGCAUCUUCUUCUUUGAAGAGUCACAAUAGUUACCUAGACAUCAGGCAAUGUGGAAACAACCAAGAAACCAGCAGGGAAAGAGUGUCUGUAUCCUCGCCUAGCUCCCGGCGAUCUUCACACACCGCACUCUCCGACUCAGCAUCCACAUCAUCCGUGCGGCACACGGAGGCCAGCACUCCCACCAGGCAAUCAGUGCCAAUGGGUCAGCAGGAGAAGGCGUCUCUGAGGCUGGCCUCAAGCGGGAGCGCACAGGCAAUCGUAACUCCUCAGGCAUCCGCUGAACAUCUCACUCAGCACCAUGUGGCCCAGCCAACAAUUCCCUCGCAGCAAGCUGUGAUGCCAGUGUACCACUUCCCAGCCCAGUUAGGGAUGAUGCAUCAACUGAAAGAACAGCUGGAGGAGAGGACUCGCAUACUGCAAGCUGACAUCAAGACACAGCAAGAAGAGCUCCAUGUUAUCAAAGAGCAGCUCCAACUAGUGCAAGAUUCCAAUCUGCAGAUGCUGAUGCAACAACCUAUGCCCUUAGUCUUUAACAACGUACAACAACAGAGCCCAAGAAGGCCAUCCCAACCACAGCAGCCUGGGGCAACCGGGCAGGCCACAGCCAAGAAGCCUCAGCAGCAAGGCCUUAUGGGAUCCAAACACUACAGUACCCCACACUUACCGUCACCACAUCAAUUCCUCAGGGAACCUUGUGUCACGUCCUCACAGGUUCAGCAGCAGCAGCAGCACUUAAUGAGAGGCAGCCAGGCACAGCAAACAUGUCUGCCAGCGCAGACAAGCAUUUCGAUGCCCCUCUACAACAGCUCCAUGAUGUUUUCCCAAACUCAUCCCAUCACUGUCUCUGCUCAGAUGCCGACGGAAAUGAGCGAAAGGCAACAACCGUCUGACUACAGCCAAGAUAGGAGUCUAAGGAUGUUGUUAGAUCAGCCGGUCCAAGCCUUGAUGCCGAGUGCUAAUGGUAGUAAUCAGUCAUCACAAAACAGUGCUGGCAGACAGCAAGCAAAAUUUGUUCCAGAACAGCAGCUGCUGCCUCCCCCAUUACAGAUGCAGCCAAUUACAUGUAGCACAGUCAGGGCUCCUGCCCCUUCUCCUGUAUUUACCCCUUCGGUCAUGAUUCCGCAGGCCAACUUCACUUCCCACCAGACGCAGCCUCCAGUUCAUCUCCACCAAUGGCCACCCCAACAGCAGGUUCAGCAGCAGCAUCUCUACCUGCAGAUGCAAGCCCCCGAGUCAGUCCAGGGGAGUCAAAAUCAGCGUAUUUUCCAGCCAUCUCAUAUACCGCAGCAGAAUACCAUGGGCUACUUCCUCCAUCCACAGCAACAAAGCCACCAUCCACAGGGUCAGUCCUGCAACUUACAGGACCUGUCUGAAAUGCAGCUGCCCUGAAAGCCAGGGCAUGAGGAGAAGGUGACGAGUCGCAAUGGCUGUGCUGAGCAGGAGUCGGGGGAAGGACGGCGAAAUUCGAGGAGAGACGGCCCUCCUCAUGUGCCAGAGGGGUGAGGGUUAGCCCAGAGGGAAACAUGGCAGCAUGGAGGAAGGUCCCAGCAGGAGAGCAGGAUCUCCAUAUGGUACCUUGUUGAUUACCAUUUUUAUGUAUUCAGUCCUUGAUGCUGCACAGCGACAGUAUCAAAGCAAAGUCUGGAUUCAUGAAGCCCCAGAACCAUUCGACUAAACACAGUUUAACUGUGAACAGCUAGAACACCCGUUCACGUACAUCCUGUCAAGAGGGGCUACUAAGUGCUAAAAGUAUUUGGAGGCUAAAAUCAGGAUAGUAG